This is a messenger RNA of Neodiprion virginianus, 1708 nucleotides long. RefSeq names its product inositol polyphosphate 1-phosphatase (gene Ipp). The coding region runs from base 451 to 1554 and encodes 367 amino acids. Gene Ontology annotation, molecular function: inositol-1,4-bisphosphate 1-phosphatase activity. The record is from RefSeq and is a predicted model, not a curated record. The transcript is spliced from 5 exons. NCBI's taxonomy places the organism in Eukaryota, Metazoa, Arthropoda, Insecta, Hymenoptera, Diprionidae.
UUUGGUAACGCGAAAAACGUCACUUGUCAUUCAUUAUUUAUGCUUUGAUUUUUGAUAUAUUUGUUAUUGUAACAUAAUUUGACGUCACCAUAAAUUGGCAUCUUUGGAAAAAUGUUCGUUUGUUACCCAAUGUUUACUCAAAGAUUAUGGCAACGCGUCAUCACACCGACAAUACCAACACAAUCACAUCUUCACCAACGCUACACAUACGCGUUAUAUUUUUCCUCUGAGCCGCCAGAGCGUGCUAAAAAUCGAGCUUCGAAAUUCAGCAUGGCGAUUUAGAAAACGUCACUGCGAUGUGAUGUUUAAUUGGCUGCUUCGGUUGGACCGGAGCUGUCGUUGGACGAAUAAAUUCGAAAGGAACUAAUCGUUUGCACUUGUACGUCAUCUGUCAAACUCAUAAACUUGUUGAAGAAAGGUAAGCGGAGGAAUUUGACAUAAACAUCAAUAAUGUCGGAGGGAAGCAGAUUGUUGGAGUGUUUGUUAAAAGUGUCGGAAAAAGCGGCGAAUAUAGCGAGGGUGUGUCGCCAAAAUCGUCAGUUGUUUAAACUCUUGGUACAGGAAAAAUCUGAUGAGGAAAAGAAUCCGAGAUUUGUACAGGACUUCAAAACUCUAGCCGAUGUAUUGAUACAGGAAACGAUAAAACACGACGUGGGAACGGAGUUUCCAGACCUGGCGGAGCAUGUAACAGGCGAGGAGAAUAACACGUUCAGUAACACAUUGGGCGAGUCUGUUACCGUCAAAGUUUGUUCAAAUUUUGACGACACUGCCAACCUCUUGGAAAAAGUUCUCAAUAACGAUUCCGAAGUUGCCAAUCUACUCGCUGUUGAAGUGCACAGAGAAAUUCAACUUUCAGAUGUGCCGGGGAAUAAUCACGUUCCUGAUAAUCUCAAACUCACCACCGAUGCGCUCGGCAUAUGGAUAGACCCAAUCGAUUCUACCGCCGAGUAUAUUCAUGGGGUAGAAAAAGUAGAUGAGGUGACGGGUGUGCAUUUAAGCGGUUUGAGGUGCGUUACCGUGCUCAUUGGAGUCUUUGAGAAAACCACGGGACGUCCAGUUCUAGGUGUGAUAAAUCAGCCGUUCCACAAUAAUACUUGUGAUUCCGAGUGGCUGGGAUCGACUUACUGGGGCUUCAACUAUAAUGGUGUUAGACUGUCCUCGAUAAGUGGUCCAGAACCAAGUAGGAAUGUUGCUGUUCUGAGCAGCUCAGAGAGUGCGGGUAUCAAGUCAAAGCUAUCUGAAAAUGGCUUCACUUUGGUCGAAGCAGCUGGAGCUGGCUAUAAGUUGUUGACGGUGAUUCUUGGCCAGUCUGACAUCUACAUUUUGUCUAAGGACUCCACAUUCAAGUGGGACACUUGCGCAGCUCAGGCUAUAUUGGGUUCCUUGGAAGGAGGUGUAAUUGAUUUUAGAAACUUCUUAAAAACUGACUCUUCAAACGAUUCGAAUCUCAUUUACUUACCUGCGGAUAACGAUUCCUGCAAUCGAGGUGGCAUUGUUGCUUACCGCAACAUAGAAAUCUUGGAAUCUAUUAAAAAAAUAUUAUUAUCUCACUAGCGUUAAAAGACAGUGCCAAAUUUUCAUGAUCUUGCAACUCGAUCCCUGUUCUUAUUCUGAUUUUGGAUUUUAAUUCAAGUUAAGUACAUGCAGGGCACGCUGUACUUAAGAUGAACCGGUGUUUUUAGCAAUCAGUUCUAAGACGAUAUAUGAC